Lethenteron reissneri (Far Eastern brook lamprey) is the source of this 6034-nucleotide messenger RNA. RefSeq names its product activin receptor type-1-like. The record is from RefSeq and is a predicted model, not a curated record. Lineage: Eukaryota; Metazoa; Chordata; Hyperoartia; Petromyzontiformes; Petromyzontidae. Gene Ontology annotation, biological process: transforming growth factor beta receptor signaling pathway; heart development; protein phosphorylation. Gene Ontology annotation, cellular component: BMP receptor complex; plasma membrane. Gene Ontology annotation, molecular function: ATP binding; transmembrane receptor protein serine/threonine kinase activity.
CCGCUCGGUCUAGACGGGGGUAGAUCACGGGUCGGGGCUGUGCGGAGGUAGAAACAGCAGCGGCGGCGGCGGCGGCGGCGGUAGCUGCGGCAUCGUCAUCAUCAUCAUCAACAGCAGCAGCAGCAGGAGGAGGAGACGAACAAGAAGAAGAAGGAGGAGGAGGAAGAGGAGCAGCGGAGAGACUCCAGGACUGGACACGCCGAAGCACCGCUCGGCGGUGCCGCUGCACGGCAGGGAGGUAGAAGGUGGAAAUGUGCAACCCUGCCUGCUUUUGAAGCACUUGGGUGGUGGCAGGGCCUCUUAUGGGAGGACAUCUCAAGGCUGUGCCUCGUGUGCUUCUGUGAGUGAUGAAACUACACUGGGAAAGAAAGAAAAUCAUCAUCAAAGAGCAUUUUCAACGCCACAGCGUACGCGGCUGCCAUGGGGGUGUGGGUGGUGAGCAUCGCUACGCUGACCUACUUCUGUGUGUCAUCAUUCGCAGCCAAAGAUGUGGGCUUGGAGAGCCCGCCGUUUGUCUGCGCGUGCGAAGGCAUCUGCGGCGAAGAGUCUCAGUGCAACGGGCAGCGCUGCUACUCCGCCCUAGAGCUGACCAAUGGGCGCUACGUGGAACUGAAAGGCUGCCUUCCCAAUGCCGAGCAAGUACGGCUGACUUGCAGCACCCCCGCCUCGACCAGCCAGGUGGUGAUCGAGUGCUGCACAGGAGACUGGUGUAACUCCAACCUCACCGCCACACCGCCCCCUGAUGACGAGAUCGAGGUGCUUCCGUACAGCCCGGGCACCCUGGCAGUGGUCAUCGCCGGCCCUCUCGUAGUCCUCGUGGCCCUGCUGACGGCCGCGGCGCUGCUGUGUCAAUCGCUGCACAAGCAGCGCGCCCGCCACCUGCACGCUCGCGACGCGGAGCGCGGUGCUGCCGACGGGCUCAUCACGUCCAACGUGGGCGACAGCACCCUCGCCGACUUGUUGGACCAUUCCUGUACAUCGGGCAGUGGCUCAGGCCUCCCUUUCCUUGUACAGCGGACAGUGGCUCGUCAAAUCACGCUUAUUGAAUGCGUCGGCAAGGGGCGGUACGGCGAGGUGUGGCGCGGACAGUGGCAGGGUGAAAACGUCGCUGUGAAAAUCUUCUCAUCGAGAGACGAGAAGUCUUGGUGCCGCGAGACGGAAAUCUACAACACGGUGCUGCUCCGGCACGAGAACAUUCUCGGAUUCAUUGCGUCGGACAUGACGUCGCGCAACUCGAGUACUCAGCUGUGGCUCAUCACACACUACCACGAGUGUGGCUCGCUCUACGACUGGCUGCAGCGCUGGCCCCUGGAGGCGUCCUCCUGCCUGCGCCUCGCCCUGUCCGUGGCCGCCGGCCUUUCUCACCUCCACGGGGAGAUCUUUGGCACGCACGGGAAGCCUGCCAUCGCGCAUCGUGACCUCAAGAGCAAGAACAUCUUGGUGAAGAGCAAUGGCCAGUGCUGCAUUGCCGAUCUUGGCCUCGCUGUGAUGCAUUCGCAGGAGUGGAGCCGGCUGGACAUUGGGCAAAACCCACGUGUGGGCACGGUGCGAUUCAUGGCGCCAGAGGUGUUGGACGAGACGCUACAGACAGAUUGCUUUGAUGCGUACAAGCGUGCCGAUAUCUGGGCUUUGGGGCUUGUUCUCUGGGAGAUCGCGCGCCGUACUCUCAGUAAUGGCAUUGCGGAAGAAUACCGCGUGCCCUUCCAUGACGCAGUGCCCAGCGAUCCGAGCUUCGAUGAGAUGAAGAAGGUGGUUUGUGUGGAGCAGCAACGUCCGAACAUCCCCAACCGCUGGUUCUCUGACCCGAGCCUGACAGCGCUGGCCAAACUGAUGAAGGAAUGUUGGUACCAAAAUCCAUCGGCCCGCCUGACUGCCCUCCGCAUCAAGAAAACCCUGGCCAAAAUCUCUGGAUGUCUUGACAAAAGCAAGGCUGACUGUUGAACAUUAGAACAACGAAAACUUCAAAAACAUACAGCCAAACGUGGCUUUGCAUUUUAUUCCACAAUAAUGAGCUUUUUGUAUCUCCCAGGGAUUCGAAAGUCUUGGAAGUGUUUAAAUUGCAUUUUCCGUCAACCCUGUGCCAGAAUGCAGUUCAUGUUACUUUAAAGAAAUGCAAGUUUUUUUUUUCUCGAACAGAAAUUAUAUGCUUCCCUGAUUUCUCCCCAAGUAUCGAAGUUCAACCUUGGAUUGUUGUCUCUUGAGAAGUUUGCAUAGGAAUGAAGAGAAUGCAAGUAACGAAAGGGGGAGGAGGCCGAACUUUAUAGCAAAAAAAUGUGUACGGUUUAUGAUGUGUUGCGUUGUAGAGUUUGUAACAGAUGUCAUGCACCACUUGAAUAGCUACACAAGGCUGUAUAAAAAAUAUUUUUUUCGUCCAAAAAAUUUUCCUGAGAAGGAAUCCUGUCAUAUGUGCUUUCAGUACCUAUAACCUGUAUACUUGAAAGGUGGCAAAGCAAGGUCCUUUUAAACAUUGCGAAGGUGUGUAUUUUUGAGUAAAGUCAAUGUAUAUGAUUUUGUUUGUAAUUAGUAGAUUAGGAUAAUGAAAUGCAUUGUGAUAGUGGAUUUAAUACCGUGCAGCACACAACCCCAGGGUGUUGAAUCCAAAUUAGCGUUAAACAUAUUCUCCUAUUCAAAGCUUUUGUUUCACCUGUGGAAUAACCUCUCGCUUUGUAAUUGCAAUUCACCUGUGGACUACACGUAAUUGCCUAGUUUAAAAGUCAGUUAUGUGGUUUUUGGUCACUGGAAGAUCAAAAUAAGUGGAUGUCUCAUGAAUAAUGCAACUUACAUUUAAAAAAUAUAGCGUUCUCAAUUAACCCGUGUUAAUUGCUAACGAUGCUUGGUGUGAGAGAGAGAAAAAAAGAGGUUAAUCAAAGACGAAUGCAAAAACAAAACAGAUAUAAUUGGUAUUCUUGGAUCUUUCGGUAAAGUCACGUAGAAGGACGCUGUCUUUCCGUCAGCUCUGUUCUUCACCUGAGGACGGCUGCUUGUGUUGUGGCCAAAACGUCGUGAGAAUUGUAUUGUUGUAUUAUUUCCUUUCUACGUGACUUUACUGAAAGAUCCAAGAAUAUGAAUCCCUGCAGUCACGAAAGCUUUAAAUCGAAAGAUAUAAUUGGUUCAAGAGGGAUUGGACGGAGUGGCUGGAGAAGAGAGUCGGGGGGGGGGGCAGUUGAGAGAAAGACGGCGGCGGAUUCGGAGGAGACAUCGUUGAAGGGUGUGUGUGUGGAGGGGGCUGGCCUCAAGGUGCACAUGGCCUGGCACAAGCGUCGUGGUGACGUCACCGCCACUUAGUGGCGAAUGGUGGUUGUUGGAGGGGGCUGGAACAGGGUUUAAUCAGGACAGAAGUCGGGACCAGGCCAGACUUGAGUGUGGAGAGCACGUGGGGGGGUGGCGGAGGGAGCGGGCCAAACGAAGUACGCAUUCGAGAAGGGACAGACCCCACGGCGCCAAGUGGGAAAUGCACACGGGACUGAGCUGGAGAGCGUGACGGGGUGGGCCACCACGCAACGAGAUUGUGGGAGAUUGGUCAGGGAUCAUUUCUCAAGAUUGUGAGGGCGCCCUGCACCCGCAGAUUAAAAAUAACUAAAUAACGAGCACGUGUGGAGGGUGCGCGUGCUGCUUGACUUGGAAGUGCGCUUAAAUUAAAGAGCUAAUGUAUUUGGAUGGUCGUGAAGGGAAGGGAUGAUGCAAAGAGUCGGUGAUGACGAUGCACUUAAGUCAUGUCCAUUCAUAACAGUGAUAUUCUAUUAAAAUCUUGAAAUGCAGAUUUAUGUUUUAGAAUGCAAGACACAACCCAGACAUUAAUCUAAAUUUCGAGUUUUAUAACAAACAAAAAACAUUUAUUUUAUUUGUCUGCUGAAUGAAGCAGUCCUUGUUUGGAUUGGAUACAAAGUGUGUGUCGAUUACAUGGGCUGACUUCUCUUUAAGAAACCUCUUUGUUCUGAGAUGUUCAUCUCUCCAGCAAGCUUGCAGACCAGUUCCAAGAACUACAUGUUGCAUUUUAUGAAAUGCAAAUAUUCAAAGGGACUGAGUAUAGGUACUGUAGAUCUAACUGCAAAAAUAAUUGCUGUGUUUCCAUUACAUUGGUAAUCUUUGUUCACGAAUGGACUUGUUAUUUAAUUGAGAACUCGAUGUUCAUAGAUGGUAUAUAGUCAAUCUUUAAUAUCUUGGGUUUGUGGUGGUAUUUAUUUAGGUUUUUGGACCUUUAUCCAACUGCAUAAACGGCAUUAACAUUUUAAGUCGUUGCAAGUGGUUGUAAUUGUUUUAUUACCAAUUUGUACUUGUAAAACAAUAUAGUAGUACCAGCAUCAUUGCCUAGAUAAUUAUUUGGAAAGGGUUGCUGGGAGAGCAAAUGUCUCAUUUAAAGAAUGACAGAGCCUCUUGAAUAACGGGAUGUUGUAGUUGGUCGGGUACCGUUCGUUAUCGUGAGGGGCUUGUGCAAAACUUAGAAGUACCAUUGUAUCUUUUAUUCUGGGUCGUUACACAUUGAGGCACUGUGUCAAUGCAGAUAUUAAUCACUGCACCCAACACAUUUUUAUUGUAAAGCGCAGUAAAUCCACGAGAAAUGGUCACCGAGCAGUGUAGCUUUAAGCAAUCCAAGUAAGAGAAUAGGCUGGCAAUGCUUACGAAUGCUUCGAUUUAGCAGUGGCAGCGCCGAAUCAAUACACACAUGGACACCCCGUUGAGCAGGAAACAUAGUGAUGUUGUUUUAUGUUUGCUUUCCUAUGUGCUGUACACUGAUUUUGUUUAAAAGAAUAACAACGGAUUGUUGACAAACUGAAUCCUUUUGUGAACAAUGCAUUGACUUGAAUUCUAUCUGUUCGUGUAUAUUAAAACAAACUUUUAAUACAUAGAAUCUGAUUUUCAGAUAUUUUCAGAUUUCAUAGUAAAUAUAAAUAGAGAUCAUAUGCCCCAUUGUGUGUGUGUGUAUUCACAAAAACGGUUAUUUCAUUCAUUUAGGACGUUUAAGAGUACAUGACAUUAAAAGGUUGUUUAAUGAACACGACACUUAUGUACAUAAUGUACUGUUUCAAGUAUCGAAUAUUACACUAAUUGGGAAACUUAUCAUUGAUCCCAUCAAUUCAUUUUAAUCGUACAUAAUACCGCUAGAAUCCCAUGUCUUAGUUGUUUGAAGUGUCUUUAAACGCAUUCUACAUAAUAACGUACAGUAUCUUGUUUUAUGGCAAGUCUUUCCAGCAAACAUCUUUUUAUAUUACCUCUCCCGUAUGUAGUUCAAUUUUUUUCAGAUAUUGUUAAGUGUAGCAUCUAUCAUAGACUAGUUAAUCAACCCCGUAUCUAUUACUAUAUUUAACGUAUCACGGAUUUGAGCUGACUCGGUAUUGUUAGCAUGCUGUUACGCAUAAAUCCCCAGCUUAAUCAUUACUGGCUUUCGUUAUUGAGUGUGCAUACAGUCGAGUUCAUUUGGUGGCAUUGAAUUUCGCAGUUGCGUGCAUUAUUGUUUGUGGCUGACUUCCGCGAGAUUGUGAACACUUUACGUUUAGGCUUGCCAACAAUUGUACAAUAGCGUUACAAUUUUGUACAUUCUGCAUGCACCUGCAGCGUCCAAGACAACUGACUCGAUACAUGCCAAGCUGCUAGAGAGAAUGAUAAUAAUUGUUCGAUAGUUACCGCAACGAAAAAUUGCUCAGUAUCGGUACCCAAAAACUAUGGAUAUGUUAUCUCUUCAAUAUUGCUAAUGCUUAUAAGUAAAGUAAAUAAAUGAAUAAGUAUAAACAAAAAGAAUAAAACUGUACAAACAGUUUGUGCAUUAAAAAAAAGUUUUUGUAAACAUCUGCUAACUUGAAUGUAUUAAACUUAACACAAAGUUGCAUGGUGUAUUUUUUUUGGGGUUGUCCUGAGCUGUUAUUGAUGUCUCUUCACCUCUGUGUCAACGCACUCUCGCUUGUUUUUGCAAAAUAUGCCCAUGUGUCGUAGUUUAAGUAUGAACUUUUGUGACCCGUGUUAAAGAGUUUUAGAUUUAACUCUUGCAAUGAUCAGCUGUGUGGACAUUUGGCAUAAAAACAAGAUCGUAUUACUUGUA